AUGUAUUGGGCUCCUAUUUUUGGCAAUGAAUUCGAUAAGGUUUUGUGAUAUGUGGAAUGGAACAGCAGCAUCACACAUCCGCAGGUGCAGUUCACGCACCAAGAACAUUAGAUGUGACCUUACCUCAGCUGCAGCAUUCUUCUAAUUCAUUGUCUCGACCAGCAGCACCAUCUCCUGCUGCCGGCGAGUCAGCUCCACACAGUGAAGUCAAGCGCUGUCAAAAUUUCAGGGUCUGGAACAUUACCUCACAGUAUUAUGGUCGACUACCCCUUCAUACCACCAAAUCGGUCCGUAAGCGAAUCUCAAGGAUUUUAUCAGCUUCAAGCUGUUCGUAAGUGUUUACCUUUCUAUGGAAGUCGUUCUAAAGUUGUUCCGAAAAUGUUUUCUUAA
Molecule: messenger RNA, 390 nt
Organism: Haemonchus placei
Lineage: Eukaryota; Metazoa; Nematoda; Chromadorea; Rhabditida; Trichostrongylidae
Source: the annotation of a GenBank genome assembly